AUGCAGCUGCCUUGGCAAAAGCCAGGGCAGGAGGUGGAGCGCAGCAGCCAAAGCCCACUCACACGACAGCGCGUCGGAGAAAAGAUCAACAGAGGGCCGACCGUGAAAGUGUCGUACGCGGUGACGUUGAAGGGCCGCUGGAGGGCUCAGGAACGUCCGCACGUUCCCCUAGAGCUGCUGCGGGCGCCCCUGCAGGUCGGCGAGCCUGUGGAGCUUUGGUCCAGGAGCUCUUUCAAGUGGCUCCUCGCAGAGGUCGAUGGCCUCGAGGCCACCACGGCACUCCUCCGGCAUUACAAGGUGCGUGUCUACGGCCAAGAAGCCGUGGCCGUUGCAGAGGCCUCCUACCUCAGGCGGCGCUUCCUCAAGGGAAGUGCUGUGGAGGUCUAUCGGGGUUCGUCACGUGGCUGGAUCUGCACCAGGGUUGCCGACAUGGCUCCUUUAGGCGGAGGCCCCGAAUCCGACUUCGCUUCCCCUGCAGCCGACGGAGAUCCCGUUGAAGACGCCGAAGCCGAAGGGGCCGAGUCGGCCGAGGGCCAGGUCUCGGCUGAGCCUCCCUUGGAGCUCUGCGAGCCCCAGAGCCAGAGCGAUGGCCGACGAGGCGCCCCACCCCGGAAGUCGGAUGGCUCGAGGUUCCAGCCCUGCGACUUCGUCGCGAUGAUUCCGGUGCUCAAGGAGUUCGCUGUGAGCCACGAGGAGGUCGAAGAGGUCCCGUCCUUCUUGCUGCGCCCAGCAGCCAGCAGUCCCUCCUGCCCGUCCCAAGUGUUCCAAAUCUGA
Molecule: messenger RNA, 774 nt
Organism: Symbiodinium sp. CCMP2592
Lineage: Eukaryota; Dinophyceae; Suessiales; Symbiodiniaceae
Source: the annotation of a GenBank genome assembly